GGUUUGACAACUCUCUCGAUAGUCGGCAACCGAGAGGAGAGAGAGCUUAUUAUUAUUAUUAUUAUUAUUAUACGUGAACGACGACGACCAUGUUGGUCCCGGCCGACAUGCUCGCCGCACAAUCGAAAAUGCUCUAUCAAAUAAACAAAUAUUACGGCGAAAGAGUACAAACGCGUAUGGGCACCAUAGCCAAAACCAUCCGGGAAGUGUGCAAAGUGGUCCAGGACGUUCUCAAAGAAGUCGAAGUGCAAGAGCCGAGGUUCAUUUCCUCCCUGACCGAGUGCAACGGCCGAUACGAGGGUCUAGAGGUGAUUUCACCGAGUGAGUUCGAGGUGGUGCUCUACCUGAACCAAAUGGGGGUGUUUAACUUCGUAGACGACGGCACUUUACCCGGUUGUGCUGUGCUAAAGCUCAGUGACGGCAGGAAACGUUCCAUGUCCCUCUGGGUGGAGUUUAUUACCGCUUCCGGUUACUUAUCAGCGCGAAAGAUCAGAUCGAGGUUUCAAACUCUAGUCGCUCAAGCCUGUGAUAAAUGUUCCUACAGAGAUUCCGUGAAAAUGAUCGCAGAUACCACGGAAGUGAAACUAAGGAUCAGAGAGAGGUUCAUAGUGCAAAUUACGCCGGCUUUUAAGUGCUCAGGUGUAUGGCCUCGAUCUGCCGCACAUUGGCCCUUGCCGCACAUCCCUUGGCCCCAUCCCAGUUUAGUUGCCGAAGUGAAAACCGAAGGGUUCGACUUGCUUAGCAAGGAAAGUAUCGCUGCCCAAGGAAAACAAUCCGCCAUGGAGGGUGACGCGUGGGUUUUAUCGUUUUUAGAAGCAGAGAACCGACUUUUGCAAGGGGGUUGUCGCAGAAGGUGCCUGAGCAUCCUCAAGACCCUCCGGGAUCGACAUCUGGACCUUCCAGGUAAUCCAGUAUCCAGUUAUCACUUAAAAACGUUGCUUUUGUAUGAAUGCGAGAAGCAUCCUAGGGAAAGCGAGUGGGAUGAGUCCUGUAUCGGUGACAGGAUUAACGGGAUUUACUUGCAGCUGAUUUCUUGUUUGCAGUGCAGGAGAUGCCCGCAUUAUUUUAUUCCUAAUUUGGAUUUGUUUAAAGGCAAGUCACCUAGUGCUUUGGAAAAUGCCGCUAAACAGGUGUGGAGGUUGACUAGAGAGCUGCUGACUAACAGCAGAUGUUUAGAGAAGCUUUAAAUAGGACUUUUUAAAAUGUUUUGUGCCAUAUAGUAGAUUAAGCUCGUUUAAGUUUCCUUAUAUUAUGUAAGCUUAAGACUGAAUAUAAAGCAUUUAUUAUUUUGUAAAAUAUUUAUAUGAUAUACUCGUUUGCAAUGUUUGACUGAGAGUAUUUGUUUGUAUUUCUGUUUAAGAGGAACCUGAAAUGUUGGUUUGUUGAUUCUUUAUUUAUUUUUUGGAUGUAUGUUGAAAAUUUCA
Anthonomus grandis grandis is the source of this 1424-nucleotide messenger RNA. RefSeq names its product protein mab-21-like. Bases 90 to 1187 code for a protein of 365 amino acids. The record is from RefSeq and is a predicted model, not a curated record. The transcript has a single exon. Lineage: Eukaryota; Metazoa; Arthropoda; Insecta; Coleoptera; Curculionidae.